CCACUACCAAUCAUUAAUUCAACAUUUUGCAUCACUACAAUAGCAUUCGACCAAGCAAAGUUAUGAAAUCAUUCUGAAAUCCAAUCGGAAGUGCAAUCAUCGAAAACCAGAACGACGUGCAACUCCAAAGGUCAUUUUGAAGCAAAGUUAUGAAGUCGGAUCAACAAGCAAAUUUAAUUUUCCCCUUUAAAUCCCCGGCAGCCUCGCCGUUUCCACUCCGCAAUCCACUUUCGUUUUCGUCGAGCUCUUCCAAAGCUCGAUUUUUUCCCAUACAUCGAGCUUUCCGAUGUACUGAUAAGGUUUUGAGGAAACAUAGUCAUGGCCGGAAAAGGCGAAGGACCGGCCAUUGGAAUCGACUUGGGUACGACGUCCGCCUGCGUUGCAGUCUGGCAACCCCAACACGACCGUGUAGAAAUCAUAGCUAACGACAACGGCAGCAGAAGGACGCCGUGUUGCGUCGCGUUCACGGAAACUGAGCUUUUCAUUGGGGAUGCCGCCAGGAACCAAAUCUCCAUGAACUCCAUUAAUACCGUUUUCGAUGCUAAACGAUUGAUUGGGAGGAGAUUUAGUGAUCCAUCAGUGCAGAGUGGUAAGAAGUUAUGGCCUUUCAAGGUAAUUGCCGGACCUGGUGAUAAGCCAAUGAUUGUAGUGACACACAAGGGUGAGGAGAAGCAAUUUUCUGCGGAGGAAAUCUCAUCUAUGGUUUUAAGAAAGAUGAAGGGGAUUGCAGAGGCUUAUCUGGGAACCCCAAUCAGGAAUGCAGUUAUCACUGUUCCUGCUUAUUUCAACGAGUCCCAACGGCAGGCUACUAAGGAUGCUGCAGUAAUCUCCGGCCUCAAUGUCAUGGGCAUCAUCAGCGAACCCACUGCAGCUGCCAUUGCACUUGGGUUGGACAAGAAAAAAGCCAGACGUUGGAAGAAGAACGUGCUCAUCUUUGAUCUGGGCCGUGUUACGUUUGAUGUAUCAUUGGUCAAAAUUGAUGAGAGUUCCUGUCAGAUUAUGGCUGUUGAAGGUGACCCUCAUUUAGGGGGUGUAGAUUUCAAUACCAUAAUGGUAAACCACUUUGUCCAGGAGUUCAAGAAGAAGCACAAGACGGAUAUCAGUAGAAACCCAAAGGCAUUGAGGAGGCUGAGGACAGCAUGCGAGAGGGCAAAGAGGAUGUUGUCUUCUCAUUCUGAGACUACCCUUGUAGUUGAUUAUUUGAUCCAAGGCAUUGGUUUUUACUCAACCAUGACAAGGGCAAUGUUUGAGGAACUGAACAAGGACUCGUUCAGUAAGUGUAUGGACCUUGUUGAAAAGUGCUUGAGAGAUGUUGGGUUGGAUAAGAGAAACGUUGAUGAUGUUGUCCUUGUGGGUGGAUCAACUAGGAUUCCUAAGCUGCAGGAAUUGCUUCAGGAGUUCUUCGAGGGCAAAAGGCUUUGUACUAAUUUCAACCCAGAUGAAUUGGUUGCCUGCGGUGCUGCUAUGCAUGCUGCAUUUCUUAGCAGAAAUGGAAUCUACAAGUUUGAAAUGCCGGUGAGGUCUUGACCUAAGGACAUUGUCAAGGAUGGCAUAGAAAUGUCUUCCACGAAUUCCAAAACCAGUUCUUCCUCCCAUUCCUCUGACCACAAAAGGAAUGAAAAUGAUACCCUGGAUUUCUCAAAGAAGAGUUUGGGCUGUGCCCUGCAUGCAGAAGCUUUAACCUCCUCCAUGCUCCAGCGUGGUGUUGAUUUUAAGGAGUUCACUAAAGGAUGGCUGCCCCCACAGGACCAGCAACUGUUGGGGUCUCUCAAGCUCCCCACUUUAGAGGAAGGUAUAAUGCGCCGAAGUGUUGAGGUUAGCAUUUCUUUCUCUAUCCCUCGCUGACAUGUUUAUUCAGGCUUUGUUCUGGUUCAUGGAAUUAUCUGAAAGGAACAACCAGGAUAUGGAGCUCCACCUGAAAAGGAUUUCGCAGUUGGAGCAGGACAACAAAGACCUCUUAACUAACAUUCAGAUGAAACAGUGGGGGAUGGAGGACUAUAAGGAGCAGAUGAACAUCUGGAGAGAACAAGCAGAGGCCUCUAGGACCGAAGUGUUGAAGAGCAACCGUGAGAUGGAGUCUCAACGUAAAAGAAUUGUGAUUUUGGAGAAUGUAAAUAAGAGUCUCCUAUGUAAGAUGGAGAGGAAAUUGAGGGAAGUUAUGGAAGCCAAAAACUUGGUGGCGGAGGGAUACAAGGAUCAAAUGAAGAAGUUGUCAGAGCAGGCUAGGGUGAUGGAGAGCCAACGGAAAAGGAUUGUUCAGUUGGAGCAGGACAACAGAGGCCUCUUACGCAAGAUGGAGAUGAAACAGAGGGAGGUUACGGAAGCCAAAAGAUUGGCCAAGAUCUCUGAAACAGAGGCUGUGAAUGCUUUCAAAACGUCUGACGAGUAUAAUCAGGGGAUAGAGGACGCAGUGAGGGCUCGGUUAGAAAAAGUCGCUCCAGAAUUGCUGAAAAUAGGAGGGGGGCGGUAGAAGAUCUGUGGAAAAACAUUUCUAUCCCAAGGAAGAAAAUGGGGUGCACGGUCUCAAACUUGGAAGUUAGAAUCCUCCAAACAUUAAUUAGAAAAUGUGAGGUGCAACCUCCAAUUCUCCCCUUUUGAGUUUUCUUCUUGAAUGUAAGCUUGAAUGUAGCUUACUUUCACCUACUUACCAUGUAAGCUUAAAGCCUUAAAGCAUAACUCAUGUAACAAAGACUGGACUGCUUAAUUUAUCUCUACAUAUCUGAGUUUCACCACCUUAGGCACCUUUACAAUAUCUUGUUAAAUCUGAAUUCCAC
Molecule: messenger RNA, 2774 nt
Organism: Cuscuta epithymum
Lineage: Eukaryota; Viridiplantae; Streptophyta; Magnoliopsida; Solanales; Convolvulaceae
Source: the annotation of a GenBank genome assembly